AUGGGUGAUAACGAAGGCUCAAAUCCUCCAUCCAAGCGAUAUAACACCAGGCCCAAAACAAAGAGCAGUUUUGUGGCCCUUGAGGAUAAAUAUUCAGCAUACAUUGUUGACACGAGCCCCAAGGUUGGUAAAAGAUCUAGAAAUUCAAUCAGUGCAGACUAUGCUGAGUACCAAAGGUAUGUACAUCCACAAAUGCUCCCAAGGACUGUACAACAUAACCAAAUUAGCCAGGAAUAUGGCUAUAGAAACAUACAGGGAUAUCAAAUGGCAGGUGAACCGAUGAACACGAUGGCUUUCAGAGGAAGAAUGAUUAACACGGGGUAUAACAACAUGUAUCAACCGAGUCAUGGGUCAACAAUGGCCCCGAACAUGAAUAUAAUGUAUAAGAAUCACCAGUAUGGUAUGCACAUGAACUAUCAAGGGGCUCAGAUGGCAAGCGCUAUGGUACCGCAGCCUCAGAACGUAAGAGUGGUGAACCAGAUGGUUUAUCCGCGGGACGCAUCUCCAUAUGGCAUCCCAAAUGAGCACUUUAACGCAAAUGUGAAUAUGCCAAUGAGAAUGAAUCAAGGUUAUAACGUUCCACACCAUUCAUUCGUGCCACACGCAGCUCAACAAGGUUAUGUUGGCACCAACUAUAACCCUAACCUGCAGUUUCCUAGGCCAACGCAGCCGGACCACGCCACUAAUGCUAUGGACACGAGUAACGUGGCACAAGGAUUCGGUGUUCAGAACGUACUGUACCAUCAAAGAGCAACGCCACUAAAAAGGGACGUGGAAAACAAGGUUGAAUUUUCGCCUAAACCCGAACAAGAAAAACACAUUCAAAGGGCACCCGAAGCGGAUGAAAUUAAAAGUUAUUUUAAAGCAGUAGAUGUCAUUCUCAAGGAUUUGUCAGAUGAUUCAAAGUUAGAAAGGUAUGAAGGUAGCUCAUUCGGAUGUGUGUCAAUAGUGGACGAGUUCAAACUCACAGACCCGUAUAGAAUGGUAAACAUAGAGUACGCUAUCACCCAAGAGCUGUAUUCGGAGAUCACACAGUACUUGGACUCCAUUAGCAAGUCGUAUGUUCAGUUGCCGCUCAACGUGCCUCAAAAUAGAAGAAACGGAAAUAGAGCCGGAAAUCGCGCACAAAAUCAGAAAAUUUUAACGGCAGAUGACGGCAAUGGAGAAUUGGACGACAAUACGAGUUCCGAGCCCACAGCCGACAAGGUGAACGAAAUCGAUCUUGAAUUCACAAACAAUAAUAUAAAGUUGAAGCACGAAAGGAAGAUAUGCCCUAUAACGAUAGACUCGUACAAGCAGCUUUCGCUGAACGAGGCGAGAAGUUUGAUGAGUUUGCUUAAGGACUCGAACGCAGUGAAGGCAAACCCCGUCGCCAAAAACAGAGUGAAGAUUAUAAUCAACAGCCACGACGACACAAACUAUAACUACUGGGUUUACUUCCCCGAGGACUCGAAUAAUGAGUAUGUUCUUAAGCACCAGUUUGGCUCCUUUGUGGCCAACGAUUUCUUGAACAAAAGGGUGCCGCUUUACACUAACGUGGAUUUUGGGAAGACUGACCCCUCGUUCCUGUUUGGCGGCAGCGCCAAUAGAAAAGUAACCAAGCUUUCACAUGUGUACGGGCAAGUUUCGAGAUCAUACGACCUUUUUCUCGCAAACUUAAACGGUAAUAUUAGCUUGGGGCUUUCAAAAAUUAUAUCUGAGUCUGAGAAAGAUAUAGGAAAGGCAAUACACACUCUAUCGAUUGGAUAUAAUACGAUAAUAAACUCGUUUAUAUCUUAUAUCACAGAUUCAGUCUCUAAAUGUAGUCAUUGCGUACAAUAUGUCGUUAAGGAAUUCGAUUUAAGUUACAUGAACCUUAAUAUAUUAUUUUCUGGUAAUUACGUAGGAUACUGCAAUUCGAUGUACGAUGUAUUCAACGAACUUUAUGAUUUUUCGUCCAUUGCUUAUUCUAAAAUUUUAAAAAGAUAUAAACGGUGGGUUGCUGUGGAAGUGGUUGACAUGGAUAAGUGUAUGAAGCUGAUGAGUUAUCCAAACUGGGAACUGUACUUCUAUAAUGUCACGUACGUUCUGACCGUAGAAUCAAUCAAGUUCUCGAGGAUUUCACUCUGUGUAAUACAAUUUUUAUCACUCAUAUAUGUACCAUAUUGCUGUCACGUUUUCAUCACAACUCCGAAAUCUGACCCGUACUAUAAUAACUACACUGUAAAGGAUUGGAUUUUUACAUAUUUAGUUUUUUCUUUUAGACGUUACGGCAGUAUCAUAGAGUCAUAUUAUAUGAUGAUCGUCUUGACAUCAUACUUUAUAGAUAAUAUUAACAGGGGUAAGCUGGUUUCAGGCAUGACAAAGGUUGAAUUAAUUGGCUAUAUUGAUUAUUCUUGUUGGUUAAUUAAGUUAUCAAAUGACAAAAUUAAAAAAUUCAGGGAUGUCAUAGGAAGAAAAAAUAUUUUAAGAUGUAAAGAGAGUAUGACAAGAAAGCUGUCAUCGUUGUCGUUAAAAUCAUUGAUCACACUUGACAAAUUAACCAUGAAAAUUUACUUAGAUACAAUUAUAAUGAAACAAGCCAGGUUUUUAAUUUUGCUAAGGGAGUUAAGCAAAAAAAUGCUAUACGAUGCAGUUGACGAGUGUAAGUCCAAAGGCAUACAUUACAUCAAACUGGACGAUGAAAGAAUAGGAAUAGAUAUCACAGAUUCAGUAUCGGAAUGUUAUCAAGAUGUUAAUCGAUGCAUUAGUGACAUAUUAUCUGGUAAAUGUAUACCAUCUGACAGUAAUAUAGAAUUUAAGAUAAAAUGUAUUGAAUUUACUGAUUGUUUACUCAACAAUGUUUCAAGGUUUUCAUCCCGUGUACGUUCUAAUGUUAAAGCAAAAUAUAAAAAAUACAUAUCUGUAAUGGUUGAUUCUAGUACGUGUGUUCAAUUAAUGAAUUCGGCUAAAUGGGAUGUUUAUUUUUCAAAUUUUGUAUUUUUGCUAACUAAAGAAUCAAUUAGAUUCUCAGUUGUUUCGGUAUGGAUGAUACAAAUGUUAUCCUUUAUAAUUCGGGGUAACAAAUAUUCAAUUCAGUACAACUACGAUAAAUUUGAUUACGAGACUUCUAAUGAUUGUUUUCUUCGUAUCAAAAACCUUAUUAGCGAUAUUGAUAACUUAUUUUGGUUAAGAUCAUUUGAGUGUAAUUCUCACAUGUACUUAAACAUGUUCACUAACCAAAUGGUAUAUAAUCGUUUUUAUAUAAACACAAAUCCUUCAUCAUUAAUAAGUAAAAUACUUGAAAAUGAGCACUAUUGUGAAAUGUUUAAUAGUAUAAAUGAUUAUUUUAUUAAUACUAGAAAUGACCUUUAUUCAUUUUUUUCUAAUAGGUGUUCUGGCUUGUUUUUUUAUGAUGAUCUAGAUGAUAACAAAAAACACCAACCAAUCAAUUUAAGAAGUCAUUAUAUUAAUAUACUUGAAUAA
Theileria orientalis strain Shintoku is the source of this 3444-nucleotide messenger RNA. RefSeq lists its product as hypothetical. The transcript is spliced from 4 exons. The record is from RefSeq and is a predicted model, not a curated record. NCBI's taxonomy places the organism in Eukaryota, Apicomplexa, Aconoidasida, Piroplasmida, Theileriidae. The coding region runs from base 1 to 3444 and encodes 1147 amino acids.